Messenger RNA from Zophobas morio, 1667 nucleotides. Its product is annotated as MAM domain-containing glycosylphosphatidylinositol anchor protein 2-like. Gene Ontology annotation, biological process: synapse organization; homophilic cell-cell adhesion. The coding region runs from base 195 to 1559 and encodes 454 amino acids. The record is from RefSeq and is a predicted model, not a curated record. Lineage: Eukaryota; Metazoa; Arthropoda; Insecta; Coleoptera; Tenebrionidae. The transcript has 8 exons. Gene Ontology annotation, molecular function: protein binding; axon guidance receptor activity. Gene Ontology annotation, cellular component: neuronal cell body; axon; plasma membrane.
GCGAGCUUCCAGGGAGCUUUUUCACGUGCGUCCAGAGCAGCGCUCGUGCGGUCGGGAAGUACACAACUUUUGCGUCUUAAAACUCCUUCAGAAGCCAAAAAUGAGUGGCGAUUUUGGCCGUGGUUUACGCACGUCCUCGAAAAAAACUCACUGAAGUGUGGAAAAUGACCGGGAAAGCCAAGUGAGGCAGGAACAUGCACAGAUUAGGGGUUGUUCUUCUUGUGUUCAAUGUUCUGAAUGUUUCGUUGGGAAUACUCAACUCAGGGCCAAAUUUCGGGAACGAAGAGGUUUUGAUUGUGCCCAGAUUCGUGUCAAGAGCGAACACGUUUCGAGUGGUCAUCGGGGACACGAUUGUGCUGCCGUGCGAAGUCCAGAAUUUAGGCUCGCUAGUUAUUGUAUGGAAAAGAGGAAUCACCCUUUUAACCGCCGGUCAACAAAAAAUCACGGCCGACCCGAGGAUAUCGCUCUUGGGCUAUAAUCUGCAAGUGAGGGACAUCAGAUAUUCAGAUCAGGGCGACUACACUUGUCAGAUAGGGGAUGGUUCACAUGGGGACCUAAUACACACUGUCGAGAUUCUCAUGCCUCCUAGUCUCCAGAUCUACCCCAACAACGGCGAAGUCUUCACCACCCGCAAGGGCGCCCCCGUGUCAUUCGAAUGCAGAGCGAGCGGCAACCCAUUACCGGUGGUCCAGUGGUCGAAAAAGGAAGGUGUACUCCCAUCCGGAUUACAAGUACAAACAGGUUACCUAUUGUCGUUACCGAGCGUCCAGCGACAGGACGCAGGCGAAUACCAAUGCACGGCUUCCAACGGAAUCGGGCAACCCGUGACCGGGGACGUCAAACUCCACGUUCUCUAUCCUCCGGAAAUAAGCGUGGCGAAGUCCUGGGUCAACGCGGGGGAGGGGCUCGAGGCGAGGCUGGAUUGCAUCGUUCACGCCGAUCCACCUGGAGAAGUUUUAUGGUACCAAAACUCUUUCCCUCUGCAACAAACCGACCGCCGGAUAAUGUCAAGCAAGGGCAAAACUCACGCUUUAACCAUCAAAAACGUCCAGUUUUCCGACUUCGGCAACUACAGUUGCACGGUUAUCAACUCAAUCGGACGGGACAGAAAAUAUAUAGAACUAUCGGGAAAGCCCGGUCCUGCACGCAUCCUCAGCCCCAACUACUCCAGCGCCCAUUAUUACGACCUACGAUGGGUCGUACAAUCCGUUUUGCCCAUCAUGGAAGCAAAAAUACUCUACAGACGGAUCAACGCAACCACGAUUUAUGACCACAAAGGACAAUGGCACGAUCUAGUCGUCAAACCAAGUCAGAAAUACGACCCGAAGACCGGUGAAAGGGUUCAGUCUUUCCGAAUUACCAACCUGACGCCCGAAUCCUUGUACGAAUGCCUCAUUUUGACCAAAAAUCAACACGGGUACAGCGAAGUGUCAAGUUUGCACCAAUGGUUCAGUUCGGACAAGGGCCGACCAUUGGUCGAAUCGAUGGGACACAACGUCGCCGGGUUAAGUUUAAGCACACUUAUGUUCAUACAAGCUGUCAUUUUGUUGUCAUUUUAAGUGACGGUUUUAUUUGUUUGUGGAAAUUUGUAUUGUGUAAAUAAUUUUUCACAGUCAGGGUAGAACAGAGUAUGUAGAAUGUAUUAUUAAUAAAGUUUUUACAAAUUA